AUGCCCGUUGAUGUGGCGCCAGUGGUCCAAGCCUGGAUGGAAUGUCCUACCAUCAUCCAGCGCGCAGCUGUCCAAAAGCUCAUGAGUUUUGAGCUGGGCCCUACUCCGGAAGCAGCUGAAUCGCAUGCUUUGGUGUUGGCACCCGUUAUGAAACAUCUUGGCCUCAAGCCCUCGAUCGACGUGACCAGAGACUGCGUGAAUCGGCUCUUCACGGCGUGCAAACCAUUCGGCAAGAAGGAUGCAAGCAGUUCCACAGUCAAGAAGACUGCCUGGUACAUCCGGAAGUUGGUCACCGCAUGGAGACGUUUCGCUUCCCGGGGGCAUGUUCCACGAUCUCGAGGUCAUAGAAUGCUCUUUGAAGCUGCAGAAAUUCCAUGGCCGGAACGAUCUGAUUCCGGUUCCUUCACCAACACCGGUUGCGCCGAGACGGAUCUUGAGGACUUUGAAGAGUUUGGCGAAACUGGGGAGGAAGAACCCUUGGAAGAUGAUGAAGUGGUGGAGGCUCCACAAGCUUCCAAUCCUAGACGCGAAGUUCCCGAACCAUUGCAACAUGAGAUUGCUGGACGUGGACCGGGUACCCAACCACCGCAGUCGGAGUUGCAAACGCCUCCGCCAAAGAGUUGCAUGCUGGACCGGCAUACCUCUGGCGAGAAGCUACCCACGAGCCACCAGAACGAGGCUGAGAAGCUGGAGGUCUUGCGGGCGCUAGAGAAGGAACUUGCAGUCUUAAACGCCCUGGUGGAACAAAAGAAAACUUUGCUACAUGUUGAGAAGAAAACGAUUGAGAUCAACCAGAGUGGCAGCAUGGAUGUGGUUGACACUUUGCCAAUGCCAAUGGACUUGAUGGACCAGUUUGCUAUCAUGGCCACAGAGUCCGCUGAUGCUUUUGAGCGCAAGUCUCCUCCCACGGUUGAGGCUGUUCCAGAAAUCCUCCGAGCCAAGACCCUUGUUCUGGGGGAGCUUGAUCCAGAUGCCCAAACAAAACUACCGGAAACAAGUCCAGUCAGGGGUGGUAGUGAGGAACCUUCCAAAGAGCCAUCAAAUCCCAACCUGGCUGAUUGUGAGGAACCUUCCAAAGAGCCAUCAAAUCCCACCCUGGCUGAUCGUGAGGAACCUUCCAAAGAGCCAUCAAGUCCCAUUAGUGGCGAUGGUCAGGAACCUUCCAAAGAGCUACCAAGUCCAGCCAGGGGUGAUGGUGAGGAACCUUCCAAAGGCACACCAAGUCGCACCAGACAAAAUGGUGAGGAACCUUCCAAAAACCAAUCACGCUCCUCCAAGAGUGAUGGUGCGGAACCUUUCAAGGAGCCAUCAAGUCCAACCAAAGGUGAUGGUGAGGAACCUUCCAAAGAGCCGUCAAGUCCCAUUAGGGUUGAGGGUGAGGAGCCUUCCAAAGAGCCAUCACGAGCCACCGAUUUGUCGGAGCCUGUCUUGGAGCAGCAGCCGCCCAAGUGUGAUGCUCCUGCACGUGGCAUUUCGGAAGAGGUUGACGCGAAGGAGGUUAUGGCAAGGACAAAGCAUAUUAGCCCACCUACACAGACCAAACUAACACGGGGGAGGCAGAACGUUAAAGGGAAUGAAGGUGAAGGGGAUGAGGAAGAGCCAGGUUCAGGGGAAGAGGAGGAAGAGGAGGAAGAAGAAGAGCCAAAGGAAAGGAAGAGGACUGGUAGGAAGGAAGCAGCGGGAAAAGGGCAGGAUGAGGGAAAGGCUGGACAGGCGAGGAAACCUCGGGGAAAGGCAGCAGCAAAGCCAAAGGCAAAGGGAAAGGAGAGGAAUUCUCGGAAGGUCAAGGAUGGGCGAAAGGAUGAGAGGGCGGAAGAGGUAAAGGAGACGGAAGCAAUGGGAAAGCGCCAAAGGAAGAAGGAUAAGGAGCAGCUACAGGCAGAGGCAGAACAACCAGUGGAGAAGCCGAAGGAUAAGGCCAAAGGAAGGAAGGAUAAGGAGCAGCCACAGGAAGAGUUGGGCACGGGUGGCAAAAGUUUGGAGGGGGAGGAGGAGAAGGAUGAAAAAGGACAGGGCAACCAGAGAAAGGCAGAUGCAGGAGAGGAGGCGAACGGCAGGCCCGAGGCAAAGGCAAAGGCACAAGGUCGAAAAAAGAAGGUUUAUGAGACACGAGAAGAAGCAGAAAGGGCCGCUAAGCGUAGCCGCCAGAGUUCUGCGUACAGUGUGGAAUACAGGAAGGCUUUGCCAAUCCAUGGGGAGGAGGAAGCAAGAAAGAGGGCGCGCAAGGCAUACGCCUGGACGAAAUGA
Durusdinium trenchii is the source of this 2247-nucleotide messenger RNA. NCBI's taxonomy places the organism in Eukaryota, Dinophyceae, Suessiales, Symbiodiniaceae. The record is from the annotation of a GenBank genome assembly.